AUGGAAACCAACCAGCUUCCCAUCGUCAGCAACGACAAUGCUACCAAUCCAGUCGUGGAUUCUACUUCUGCCAUGGGAAUCUGCUGCCUCGCUCUCUCCACCAUCCUCGGCGACAAAGUCUCAUUCCCCCCCACCCAUCGCUACAAAUCAUGCACAAACUCCUAUUUCUCGCAACAAAACUCCAAGCUCCAGCCUCUGUGCUUCGUCUCCCCUACCACGGUCGAAGAUGUCUCUACCGCCGUCACCACCAUCACAAACAGCAACUGCCAGUUCGCCAUCCGCUCUGGCGGCCACACCAGCUUCGGCGGCGCAUGCAACGUCGCCAACGGCAUCACCAUCGACCUGCGCGCCUUCAAUGCCAUCACCCUCAGCGAUGAUCGCACCACAUUGUCGGUGGGCGUCGGCGCCUCCUGGGGCGACGUCUACGCUUUCCUCGAUCCGCUAGGUCUGUCCGUUGCCGGCGGACGCGCCGCACAGGUCGGCGUGGGUGGGCUCACCAUCGGCGGGGGGAUCUCCUACUUCUCGCCGCGGUACGGGUGGACCUGCGACACCGUCACGAAUUUUGAGGUCGUCCUUGCGGACGGGACGGUCGUGCAGGCGAACGAGAACGAAAACCCCGAGCUCCUUGUGGCCCUCCGCGGCGGGGCGGCCAACUUUGGCAUUGUUACAAGGGUCGAUUUCCGGACGUUUGAGCAGGGGCCUCUCUGGGGCGGGACGGUCUACUGUGCCCUUGAGACGAUCGACGAGCAGCUGCGCGCGUUUGCCGAUCUGAACUCGGCCACGGGGUACGAUGAGUAUGCGUCGCUGAUUACCAGUUUUGGGUUUGCGAAGGGCAAGGGCGCGGCGGUGGUCAAUAGCGUGGUGUAUACCAAGGCGGAGGAGUGUCCGGCUGUCUUUGCGCCGAUUAUGGAGAUCCCGUCGAUGUUCAGUACGAUGCGGCUGAGGAGCGUGCAUGAGAUGUCGCGGGAGCAGGGCUCGUUUGCACCCAAUGGGAAGAGGCAAUUGUCGGCCGUGACGACACAUGCUUCGACCGUCGCCAUGCUCAACGCGACGUAUCGACAAUGGAGAGCUAGUUUGGCGGCCAUCGAGGACGUCCCUGGCAUUGUGUGGUCCGUCUCGCUGGAGCCGCUCCCACCGGCGAUCUAUGCUCGGGCUUCUACGACGAAUUGUCUGGGUCUCUCGCAGACUUCUGGCGCCCUGGUUGUCACCCUCCUCAAUGCUACGUGGGAGGAUGAGGCGGAUGAUGCAAAGGUGGAGCAGGCCGCGCGCGCCCUCGUUGACAGAAUCGAAGACGACGCGCGCCAGUUGGAUGCCUACGAGCCAUACGUGUAUCUGAACUACGCCGCCGCCUGGCAGGACCCGAUCGCUUCCUAUGGAAAGGCGAGUGUCGAGAAGCUGCAGCGAGUGAGCCAGGCCGUGGAUCCAAAGGGGGUCUUCAAGAACCAGAUGCCUGGUGGUUUCAAACUUCCUUCCCAGUAG
Messenger RNA from Aspergillus fumigatus Af293, 1479 nucleotides. Its product is annotated as putative oxidoreductase, FAD-binding. The record is from RefSeq and is a predicted model, not a curated record. The coding region runs from base 1 to 1479 and encodes 492 amino acids. The transcript is spliced from 3 exons. Gene Ontology annotation, molecular function: FAD binding. Lineage: Eukaryota; Fungi; Ascomycota; Eurotiomycetes; Eurotiales; Aspergillaceae.